CACUCAAUCAAAAAGAUCUCAAACUAGAAAACAAAAAACAUAGCAAUGAAUCAUUAGUGAUGCUAAAGAGUCGGCUCUUAUCGGUGAGCCGAGUCAAAUGAUCCGACUCACGGAGAAGAUUCGAGAAUUCCCAUCACUCUGUGCAGUGCGUUAAUGCAGGAGAGGCUGUUUUAAUGCCUUAGAGAGGAAUAAUUUAGCCCGAAAAACAGUCCAUGGAGGUAGCAAGCUAGUCAGCAGAGCUCAUCCACACACUAAGAGUAUCCUAUAGAGAGUGUUUGUGGAAGAAAACCAAAGAAAAAUCGACCAGAAAACGACAUAUAGGACGAAAUAUGAGCACAAUGUAUAGGCUACUGUAAAGAGUGAGCUGCAUAAGAGGCACUGCAGUGAUGUUCCGCCCUCUCACACACACACACACACACACACACACUCCAGCACCAGCACCACAAUAUUCUCUACUAUUUAUUGGUAAUAAUAUUCCAAAACACAGCAAAUAAGCCUCCUGCUUUAAGGACUAUGUUGUGGAUGUACAUCAUGGAUCAGAGUGUGUAGCAGGGAUGUAGCUCAGGAUCCUGUGGAGGCUCCAUCUGAUCUCCAAAACAAAGUCUGAAAUGGAUCAGCAGCAGGAGGCCACAGAGAACAUGAGAGCUGCUAAACGUCGGGAGCAGUGCAGCGUGCUGGACACUCUGAGAAGACACUACCUGUUCAUAUACAACCUGCUUCAGUUCCUGGGUUUCUCCUGGACCUUCAGCCUCCUGACUGCCAAUCUCAUACUACAUGGUCAAGGUGCUUUGUACAAUGCGUUUAGCUCCUGUGCCACUGCGCUCUAUGGCUGUCAGAUGUUGGCGGUACUGGAGGUGAUUAACGCAGCAGUCGGUCUUGUUAAGACUCCCGUCUUUCCCGCCAUGAUACAGGUGAUGGGGAGGAACGUCGUUCUGUUUGUGGUUUUCGGCAGUUUGCCGGAGAUGCAGGAGCGCAGUGUGGUGUUCUGGGUAUUUUACCUGUGGAGCAUCUCUGAGGUCUUCAGGCUUGCGUUUCCUGUGCUGAGUCUCGAUGCCAAGUUCAGGACGCUGAUCUGGCUCCGCCAUGCGCUGCUGUAUCCCCUCACCACUCUGACAGAAGCUGUUGCAGUGCUCCAGUCUCUUCCGCUGUUCGAUCAGACCAGACUCUUCAGCGUACCUCUCCCUGAGGCAGUGGGCUUCUCGGUCAGUUUCUCCUUCUCGCUCCGACUCUACCUCCUCCUCCUGUUUUUUGGAUUUUUCAUAAACAUUAGACAUCUGGUGAGCCCGAGCAGAAGAUCCUUUCGACUGAAACCGCACGCAGACUGAUGUUUACAUGGCGAUAUAUUGCUCUUUAAAUAGAUCUAUAGUACAGGGCUACACUCUCUGGAUUGCAGGAGGUACAAACAUCAGGUGAAGAAGUCUCAAUGUAAAGAUUAUUUGCUUUACAUUUCUUAAUAGAAUUUUAUAACUGUUGUAGAUUACUCUUAUAUCCCUAUAUCAGCUAGCGUAGAUUAGUCGUGGUGUUGAAAAAACAGUGAGAUAAAGAAAGCACUAUCCACAGAAAACAUGACUAUGUGACUACUACUGGUCGAUAAUAACAAAGAUUGUGCCUCGUCUGUGUGUAGUGCAGCAGGCGGUGGGAUUCGGAACCAGUUAGAGCAUCAGUGUGCAUCACACACUGUUAAGUGCAUUACGUUUAAACUUUACUACGAAUUAAGUGAAAACCUUUGUUUUGCAAAAGUCUGAUUUUUUCUCUAACUUAUUGAACCUUCAUUUCCUCUGGGCAACUCUGAGUAAAAAACUUCACCCGGUCUCGAUAAAUAUGCUUUUUCCCGGGCGCCCAGGCUACUGAUUUGUGAUGUAUGAUCCAAUAUUAUCUACAGAAAUAGACGAAGGGGCGAUUCAGAGUGAAAAACAGUAGUAAGGGUCACCCUGAAGUCUGUAUCAUAUUAUUUUCUCAGCACAUAGAUUGGUAUCACUGUGUGCAAGACUCAUACUCAGGUAGGAGGCGUGGCUCAACAUUUAAAGGCACAGUUGCACGUUAUUAAGGGAUUGGAUGAGUACAAUUUGAAUUUGAUUUGUAUUUUUUUUUUAAUGUAUUUAUUCUGCUAUUUAUUGAGGCUGUUCUACUGUAAUCCUUGUGCAUGAUUCAGUUCUUAUUGAUUUUUUACGUCACGCAUUUGUAUUAUAUGCACUGGUAUAUUAAUCUCACACAGUUUUAACAUCAGAAUGAUGUUUUUUUUUUUUUAUGGUGAUAAAGCUUUUAGGAUGCAAAACUCUGAGCUGAGUAACUCAGAGUAACUUUCCUGACUGUGUGUAUGUGUGUGUGUGUGUGUGUGUGUGUGUGUGUGUGUGUGAGUCCCUGUCAAUGAUCAUAAAUAACAAGAUGUAUGACAAUCAAAUUGAGUUGACAAGUGGCAGUUAUUUUAGCUAGAUGUAAAAAUAACAUUACUCAUGCUUGAACACUGAAUAUUUCAUCACUGAUUUUUCC
Pangasianodon hypophthalmus (striped catfish) is the source of this 2490-nucleotide messenger RNA. RefSeq names its product very-long-chain (3R)-3-hydroxyacyl-CoA dehydratase. Lineage: Eukaryota; Metazoa; Chordata; Actinopteri; Siluriformes; Pangasiidae. Gene Ontology annotation, cellular component: endoplasmic reticulum membrane. The transcript has 9 exons. Gene Ontology annotation, biological process: sphingolipid biosynthetic process; very long-chain fatty acid biosynthetic process; fatty acid elongation. The coding region runs from base 609 to 1325 and encodes 238 amino acids. The record is from RefSeq and is a predicted model, not a curated record. Gene Ontology annotation, molecular function: 3-hydroxyacyl-CoA dehydratase activity.